CCGGCACAAAGCCACACAGAAAUGCUAUUUCCCACAGCUAGAGAAUUUUAAUCCUGUCCCCGGUCGGGAGCCAGCUGUUGUGCGAGCGUCAGUGCGGCGCCAUAUGACCCUGGGACACAGAGCGGCCCCCGUCCGCACACACGACGAGAGCGAUGACCGAAUUACCGGAGAUCCGGCCGUUCGCCGCGCAGUUGUCCAAUGUUUACCUCACCAUACUCGCACUGUUCUGCUUCAAGCUCUUCGUGAAAAUCACCCUCAACCUCCUCACGCACUUCUACAUCAUCAAGGGCAACCGCAAGGAGGCCGCCCGCAUUUCUGCGCAGUUCUACGACUCUGCGGAAAGACACAGGUCAUGGGCAGACCGGUCUCCACUCCAUGAAGCGGCAUCUCAGGGUCGUCUCCUUGCUCUGAAGACUCUGAUCGCUGAGGGCUGCAAUGUGAACGUGCUCACCAUCGACCAUGUGAGCCCUUUGCACGAGGCCUGCCUUGGAGACCACGCAGCCUGCGCCCGAGCUCUCAUAGAUGCCGGUGCCAAUGUAAACGCAACCACUAUUAAUGGCGUGACCCCCCUGUUCAACGCGUGCUUGUCCGACAGCGUCCACUGUGCUGAGUUACUCCUGGAAAGUGGUGUGAGACCUCAAGCUGACUUUCGCCAGCCCUCACCUAUUCAUGAAGCAUCCAGCAGAGGCAAUGUUUCCUGCAUUGAAGCCCUUAUAACAUGGGGUGCUGAUGUGGACUAUGACAUUCCUCACAUGGGAACACCCCUCUAUGUCACCUGCAUGUCCAGGGAGCUGCAGUGUGCCAGGGUUCUGCUGAAUGGAGGGGCAAGAGUGCAGCAGGGUAAGUUCCUGGAAACCCCUCUACAUGCUGCGGCUCAGAGGGACUGCACAGAGAUAGUCAAAGUGCUGCUUGAGUUUGGAGCUGAUGUCAAUGCGAAAAACCAGGACCUUAAGCGGCCGGUCGAGGUUGCGCCCCCUGGUGGCCUGGCAGAGGGAUUCCUCCUACUCUGUGAAGCUGUGCCUCGCACCCUGAGCCAGUUGUGUCGUCUCACCAUCAGAGAAUGCAUAGGCCGCAACAGACUCCACCUCAUUUCACAGCUCCAGCUGCCCAAGGCCCUCACGAAGUUCCUGCAGCACCAAUAGGACAGCGUUGUCCAUGUCUUUAUAGAUUGCUUUCCCAUCAAAUAUGAAUCUGUGUGGAUCUGAAGUAUGAGCUACUUUAGACUGUAUUGUUUGCUACUGUAACAUUAUGAUCAAGUGACAUUACUGCUAACUCCUCCAUGUUAUAACAGUAAUUAUCAAUGUAAUUCUGUAAAUGUAAAUAGGCAAGUGGGUAGAUAAUACCUUGUUAUCCAAGUCAAUAAUAACUGUUCUG
Scleropages formosus (Asian bonytongue) is the source of this 1374-nucleotide messenger RNA. RefSeq names its product ankyrin repeat and SOCS box containing 5a (gene asb5a). The record is from RefSeq and is a predicted model, not a curated record. Bases 153 to 1142 code for a protein of 329 amino acids. Lineage: Eukaryota; Metazoa; Chordata; Actinopteri; Osteoglossiformes; Osteoglossidae. Gene Ontology annotation, biological process: positive regulation of protein catabolic process; intracellular signal transduction; protein ubiquitination. Gene Ontology annotation, molecular function: protein binding. The transcript is spliced from 7 exons.